Dipodomys spectabilis (banner-tailed kangaroo rat) is the source of this 1182-nucleotide messenger RNA. It is a transcript of the gene Pnpla3, whose product is annotated as patatin like phospholipase domain containing 3. The coding region runs from base 1 to 1182 and encodes 393 amino acids. Lineage: Eukaryota; Metazoa; Chordata; Mammalia; Rodentia; Heteromyidae. Gene Ontology annotation, cellular component: cytoplasm; lipid droplet; membrane. The transcript is spliced from 8 exons. Gene Ontology annotation, biological process: triglyceride catabolic process; lipid homeostasis. Gene Ontology annotation, molecular function: triacylglycerol lipase activity. The record is from RefSeq and is a predicted model, not a curated record.
AUGAACGACCCCGAGCGCCGGUGGAGCCUGUCCUUCGCCGGCUGCGGCUUCCUGGGCUUCUACCACGUCGGGGCGACCCACUGCCUGUGCGAGCGCGCGCCGCAGCUGGUGUGCGGGGCGCGCAGGUUCUUCGGGUGCUCCGCGGGGGCGCUGCACUGCGUCAUCUUCCUGUCCCGCGUCCCGCUGGAACGAGUUCUCAUGUGUCUGGUGGACCUUGUGAGGAAGGCCAGGAGUCGGAACAUGGGCACGUUCCACCCCUCCUUCGACAUGACCAAAUGCCUUCGAGACGGGCUCCACGCCGAGCUCCCCCCCAACGUCCACCAGCUGGUCUCUGGCAAGGUGUACAUCUCACUCACCCGGGUGUCUGAUGGCGAGAACGUGCUGGUGUCGGACUUCCAGUCCAAGGAUGAAGUUGUGGAUGCUGUGCUGUGCUCCUGCUUCAUCCCUUUCUUCUCUGGCUUAAUCCCUCCUUCCUUCAGAGGCGUGCGAUAUGUGGACGGAGGACUGAGCAACAACAUGCCUUUCCUGGACUCCAGGUCCACCAUCACGGUGUCACCCUUCUAUGGAGAGUAUGACAUCUGCCCCAAGGUCAAGUCCACCAACUUCCUCUACCUGAACGUCGCCAACCUCAGCCUCCGCGUCUGCGAGGAGAACGUCUACCUCCUGUCCAGAGCACUCUUUCCUCCUGGUCCCAAGGAGAUGGGUGAGCUCUGCUUUCAAGGCUAUGUGGAUGCCUUCCGAUUCCUGGAAGAGAAUGGAAUGGGAGCUGGGCCCCAGCCUGGCCUGAGUUUGUCCCCAGAAGAGAUGGAGCCAGAGGACCAUGGGCCCUGCGUGGAUCAGGGAGGCGUGGAGGGGGAGGAGUCUCUGGACCCCCUGCAGCUCAGCGUCGUGGCCUGGGACGAGGCUGUGUUUGGGAGCCUCUCCCCCAAGCUCACCACAGCCCUGAGUGAAGCCAUGAAGGACAGGGGUGGGUACCUGAGCAGGCUCUUCAACCUGUUACCCGUGCGCAUCCUGUCCUAUGCCCUGCUGCCCUGCACCCUGCCGGUGGAGUCUGCCAUCGCCACUGUCCGCAGACUAGUGACAUGGCUCCCGGAUCUGCCCGAGGACAUCCCGUGGCUGCACUGGGCCACUUCCCAGGUCUGCGCUCGAGCCACCACAUGCCUGCUCCCUUCUUUCAGGUAA